AUGCGCGCGCCUGGGUCGAUGCUGAGACGCCGCGACACUCCGGCGCCGCCAUCUGGCCUUGGACAUACCGGGAGCGAGAGUAUGAAAUAUAGCCAAGAGUGUACAAUGUUGAGUGGCGCCGGUGUCGAUAAAACAGGAGUAGCACUAGGCUCGGAGGUGUGCGCUCCCCUGCUGCUGCUGUGCUGGCUCUGCUGCUGGCCCGACGAUCGCAGCUCGGAUUCCCAUACGCAUCGUCCCGGGGACUUUUUCGGUCGGCGAAUGGGUAGUAGUGCUAUAUCUCUACAUCUGCCCAGUACAUCAGGUCAUGCUAAAAUCCCACUGUCGGCUCACAGAAGCCACGAAGAGAUUCGCAGCCGUCGUAAAUCUCACCACGACACGACCGCCACUGAAGAAACUCGCUACCACUCCGCACCAAGCGUCAUAGAUGAAGUCAUACAUCGCCGUGACUGGGAGCGAUCCACAAAGGACCUAUACAUCCCUCUCAAUCCGCAAAACGAAUGCAAAUCUAUCAGAUCAGAUGGAACUUCUAGUCCCGACCGAGCGCCUUGCGCCGAACCGGAGUCAUCUUCGGUAGAAUGUCUAAAAUCUGAUGAAACUAAAAAAUGCAAAAAACACCACACGAACAUAAAAUCCUCAAAAGGUAAAAAAUAUAAGGAGUCUAAUAAAGAUGACAUUAAAGAUACGGAUGCCACUGAAGUUCAGAGUGAAUCGGAAACUCCUAAUUUCUACAUUGGAGAAACUAAAGAAGAAUAUCCCUUGCUGGCAGAAUCUCACGAUUUCGCCGAGUAUGAGAGGUUGGUUGAGGAGAGGAACCGAUCUAUUUACAAAGCUAAGGAAGCGAAGCAAUCAUUCAACGAAUCGAUUAAAUUGAAAGAGUGUCCGAGAGGUCCACUGGAUGCUGUAGAAGAGGGUUGGGUAUCGUGUGCCAAGUUCAAACAGGAUGACGUCAAUGAUGGCAUCGACCGCUCCGAGACAGUGGGUUACGAAGGUGGUGCGUGUUAUUUGGCUGAGGUCGGAUCGGUAUCUGAACUGAGAGAGCGCUCGGCAGUGGGAGUGCGAGGAGUACAGGAAAGCAGAGCGGGGGUUGAAAGAUCGGCAGUAGGAGCAGCUGUGGGACCAAUGCACAUGCGCGCGCGCCAUGCUAGUGAUGGAGAUAUCCUGGCACCCCUACAACGACCGGAGUCGGGAGCCUUCUCAGAGAGUGACCUGGAUAUAGACGUGGAGGCACUGUCAAGUGAGGAGCGACCGCCACCCUACCAUGAACUGCAGCUGUGUACGACACAUGAAAAAGAGACCGCUAUAUAG
Messenger RNA from Diatraea saccharalis (sugarcane borer), 1305 nucleotides. NCBI's taxonomy places the organism in Eukaryota, Metazoa, Arthropoda, Insecta, Lepidoptera, Crambidae. The record is from the annotation of a GenBank genome assembly.